AUGCGUUCUGAGGUAUAUAGUUCUGAGUCGGAAAACUUCAAGGUUUGUUAUCAGAUGCAAGUGGGAGAAAAGCUUGUAAACAGUGAUCAUUGCGAUUACAAUGCAAACAUUAUUGAACGACUUUGACGCAAAAGGUGACACAGAAAUGGAAAACAAUGGAAUUUGGCGAAACAGGAACAGGAAAUGUCAUGAAAAAAGGAACAGAAAACUGUUUUCUGUUUCGUGAUGCUUUUGAGAAAAGGUGUCAGGAAAAGGAAUCACAUGAGAGUGAAACUGUUCCUGCACAGAAGAGGAAGUCUUUUCGUAUGUUCCGGCCAUAUUAUUUUUGUUUCUUUAUCCUUUCUUUCUUCACAGAUCAUGUCUGAACAGAACAUGAAAAACAUAACCCUGGAAGAAACGUUAAAAACUGAUAGAGAAAAUGCUACCAUCCCUCCACCGCUGGUUAAAGAUAAAGCUACGGCCAUAUUUUGGUGUUCUUUCUUCAUUCUUGAAGCCCUUGUGAUAAUAAUCGGGAACCUCCUAACAACCGCUGUGUUUCUCCGGACCAGAAAACUUCGCAAGCGACGAUACUAUCUAAUGAUCAACCUCGCCAUUUCUGACACUUUAGUCGGUGCUUUGGCCAUACCGAUGUUCGUUGUGGCUUAUGGCGAGUCUCGGCAACUAUGGAGUAUAAAUCCUCUGAGAUCCGUCCCUGUUGAAGUCAAUAUGUUUUUCGACAUGUUCGCAGGCUUUGGCUCUAUUGCGUUUCUUUCAAUGAUUGCACUGGAGCGACUCUACGCGACGUUGCGACCGUUCAGCUACCGCUCCCUCAAGUCAGGCUGGUACAUUCUCUUCACCGCUAUCGCUUGGAUAACCGCGGGCUCCAUCCCUACUCUUCAUAUAGCAGCCAUAAAUUUUCCCACAGCUUUCCACUCCUCAACUCCAAAGGCUUUCGUUAUCUCAAUGUGGGUCCCAUUCCUCUCCGCGCUGCUGCUUCUGAUCUGCGCUUCAUACGUUGUUAUCUGGAGGAAAGUGCGAGACGUCCGCAAAAGUGUCGAGAAGGAAUCUUCCCUAUCCCGCAUUUGCCUUCUCAUCACAGCUGUUUCCCUGGUGGCCUGGCUCCCCUUUGUCAUUGCUAAUUUGGUAUUUAGUAUGCAGCCAGUGAACUUUACAUCCUUCAUGAAGCUGUUUUAUGCAACCAAGUUUCUCCACUUCGCCAAUUCUUUUUUAAAUCCCGUGUUAUACAUACUCAAAAUCCCUGAGUUUAAGGAAGGCCUGUCAAAUCUGUGCCGCAAGAAACGUCCCAUACCGGCAUCUGACUUAAGAUCUCCUUCAUCCAGGUCAACGAUGUUAUUGAAAUGACGAAAUAUUUGUGUAAGGCUGGGAGGGGAGGGCAGGGAAGAAACGGGAAGGAGCAGGGGAGAUAUAGGCAGUUAAACUAUCAUAGAUUUCUAAGAUAAAAAUAUCUGUGAUGUGAUCCAAUAAAAUGUAAAUAUUCUUUUGUGUGAUCUUAAGUAUUUGCAGGUCUGAUGGGGAUGAGGACUCUGUGUUCAAAGGUGAAAUCACCCCGCAGGCUCAUCUUAUCAUAUCUUCACAUGUUCGC
Messenger RNA from Pocillopora meandrina, 1582 nucleotides. The record is from the annotation of a GenBank genome assembly. NCBI's taxonomy places the organism in Eukaryota, Metazoa, Cnidaria, Anthozoa, Scleractinia, Pocilloporidae.